This is a messenger RNA of Vombatus ursinus (common wombat), 3385 nucleotides long. RefSeq names its product transferrin receptor 2 (gene TFR2). Lineage: Eukaryota; Metazoa; Chordata; Mammalia; Diprotodontia; Vombatidae. Bases 156 to 2552 code for a protein of 798 amino acids. Gene Ontology annotation, molecular function: transferrin receptor activity. Gene Ontology annotation, cellular component: external side of plasma membrane. Gene Ontology annotation, biological process: transferrin transport; endocytic iron import into cell. The transcript is spliced from 18 exons. The record is from RefSeq and is a predicted model, not a curated record.
AUGUGGGUCCUAAAGAAACUGGACAUUUUGAAAGCAACCAGAAAGUUGGGGUGGAAGCCCAGCAAAUCGCUUUCCUGCAGUGAGGAUUUAGCUGCUAGGGCUAAGGGGACCUGGGGGCCUGUCCUCAGGCACAGCACUGAGGAGACACCAAACAGAUGGAAAGGGUUCGGGGGUUCUUCUUGAAAGCGCAUCAAGAGCUGUCUUCCCACCAUUCCUAUACCAUCUACAAACAAGUAGAAGAGGACCAGGGAAAACAGUUGGAGGAAGAUGAGAAGCAAGAGGAAGGAGAAGAAGAUCCAGCCACUCUCAUCAUGCACAUGGAGCUACAGACCACAAACAAACAGGGGCAGAAGGAGAGGGAAUGUGGGAGGCAGAAUCUGACCCCCAAGAUAAUCACCCACCUUAUACUCCUCAAUUUCUUGGUCUUUACUGUGGCCUUCCUCUUCGGCUACAUUGCCUUUCGGGGUUCAUGCCAGUCUUGUAAGGAUUCUGUGUCAGAAGUGAGUGAUGAAGAACUGAAUCCAGACAACAGUGACUCUACCCUGUAUUGGGCUGACCUUCGAGAUAUGUUCCACAAAUACUUGGAUGAGGAGCAACUGAAAAGUUCUAUCAGGACCAUCAGCCUUCUGGAACGAUCCUCAGGUUCCCCUGGAAUGACUACUCUAUCUCACCAGAUCCGAGAUAUGUUCUCCCAGCAGAAGCUAGACCACGUGUGGAUGGAUACUCAUUACGUGGGGCUGCAGUUCCCUGACCCGGUCCAGCCAAACACACUGCAUUGGGUCGAUGGGUCUGGCAAUGUUUUGAGAGAGUUACAGUUGGAAGAUCCUGAUGUCUACUGUCCCUACAGUGCCAAAGGCAGUGCUGUUGGAGGACUCAUUUAUGCUAACUAUGGGCGAAUGAAGGAUAUAGAAGCUCUCCAAGAGAAGAAUUUGGACCCCAAGGGGCACCUACUAUUGGUGCGAAUAGGACAUGUGAGCUUUGCUGAGAAGGUGUCGAAUGCUGAGGCCUUUGGGGCUCUGGGUGUCCUCAUCUACCCAGACCCUGCUGACAUCCACCCAGACCCCCACAAGAAGCUGAGGCUAUCUAACCACACAGCUGUGUAUGGACAUGUUCACAUGGGAACAGGGGACCCCUAUACUCCUGGCUUCCCCUCCUUUAAUCAAACCCAGUUCCCACCUGUGGAAUCCUCUGGCCUCCCUAGUAUCCCAGUACAGCCCAUCAGUGCCAGCAUCAGUGCCCAGUUGCUGAGGAAGCUGUCAGGCCCUGAGGCCCCUCAAGAGUGGAAAGGGACUCUCUCUGACACUCCAUACCGUCUGGGCCCUGGGCCAACUUUGCGCCUUGUUGUCAACAACCAUCGAACCUCAACUCCCAUAAUUGGCAUCUUCGGCUGCAUUGAAGGUCGCUCUGAACCUGAUCAUUACAUUGUCAUUGGGGCCCAGAGAGAUGCCUGGGGUCCAGGGGCAGCCAAGUCCGCUGUGGGCACAGCCCUCCUGCUGGAGCUGGUACGCACCUUCUCUGCCAUGAUGAGGAAUGGUUUUCAGCCUCGAAGAAGUCUGCUUUUUGUCAGCUGGGAUGCUGGUGACUUUGGGAAUGUGGGAGCCACUGAAUGGCUGGAGGGCUACCUCACCAUGUUGCACCUCAAAGCUGCUGUCUACGUGAGCCUGGACAAUGCUGUGCUUGGGGAUGACCAGUUCCAUGCAAAAACCAGCCCUCUUCUCACCAGCCUCAUUGAGAGCAUCCUAAAGCAGGUGGAUUCUCCCAAUCAUAGUGGUCAAACCCUCUAUGAUCAGGUGGUGGUUCCAGGCCAGAGCUGGGAGGCUGAGGUAAUCCGGCCCCUGCCCAUGGACAGCAGUGCUUACUCCUUCACUGCCUUUGGAGGGGUCCCUGCUGUUGAGUUCUCAUUCACUGAGAAAGGCCCACCAUACCCUUUCCUGAACACCAAAGAAGAUACAUAUAAGAAUCUGCAUGGAGCAUUACAAGGGCGGUUGCCAGCUGUGGCCCGGGCUGUGGCCAUGGUGGUGGGCCAACUACUCAUCCGGCUCAGCCAUGAUCACCUGCUACCCUUAGACUUUGGCUGCUAUGGUGAUGUCAUCCUGAAGCACAUUGGCAGACUCAAUGAGUUCUCUGGGGAUCUCAAGGCCCGGGGUCUGACCCUGCAGUGGAUAUACUCAGCACGUGGAGACUACAUUCGGUCAGCUGAGAAGCUACAGAAAGAGAUCUACAGCUCAGAGGAGAGCAAUGAGAGAUUGAUGCGAAUGUACAAUGUCCGAAUUAUGAGAGUAGAAUUCUACUUCCUAUCCCAGUAUGUGUCACCAGCAAUCUACCCAUUCCGUCACAUCUUCCUGGGUCAAGGGGACCACACUCUGGGGGCCUUACUUGAGCACCUGCAGCUGCUGAGGGACGAGGGGGCUGUGAAUGGCUCUCUAAGAUAUUCAAGACCUCAUUUUGAAGAGAGCCACUUACGCCGCCAGCUGGCUCUCCUCACCUGGACCCUGCAGGGAGCAGCUAAUGCCCUCAGCGGAGAUGUCUGGAACAUUGACAACAACUUCUGAAGGUGGAGGAGUCACAGCAUCCAGUCUUGUAUAUCUCCCUUUCUCAGGACCACCCAUUCUCUCAACUUCUUCCUCUCUAGAUCCUUUUCGUUUUACACAUCCUUUUCCAUUAAAUUUCAGGGUGCUAGCCGGCUAGCUAGCGGCUGAUCCCAUUUCUUAUUUUGCCCCCUUCCUUUUAAAUGGAUGUCUCUGUAUAUAAUGUAAGAGGAAGCAGUUAUAUUCCUCUUAAGGGGAUGAUCAUAUCUGUUAGAGAGCAGUAUCUGCUCAAUCAUUCUUAUACCCACUUUCCCUUCCCCAAGUCCUUGGCUUUCUGACCCCCUCCAAAAAAAAAAAAAUUAGGGCAAGGCAAAUCAAUGUUCAUAACCUGAAAUCCUGUUUUUGUGCUGUGGACUCUCUCUUGAGUUUGGAGGUCCAGGUCUGCCAACUUUUCUGAAGGGGGGAAUCUGAGAAUUGUCCUGUUUUUCCAGAGAAAUCAUUUUCCUGGCUUACUCAGAGCUACCCCAACCAGCCCUUGCUCCCCUACCCACUCUUCACUCCUUGUCCUAGAAGGCAUUUCCAUACAUAAUUCCAUGGACCCACUUAGUGACUGAGAAUUCAAAGAAAAAAAUUACUAAAAAUUACAACACUCGAUUUGACAAAAAGUCUGGAAUAGGGGAGGGAACAGAACAACCAAGGAAGUGUCUUUCCUUUCUUCUCCCAGUGACCACUGGGAUUAAAUGUGUGUAUGUUUAAUACAUGUGUACACCUAGGUAACAAAACAGGCCGUGAAUAGCCCUCAAACAAAAGGCUAUUCUUGCCAACUCAAUUUCAAUAAAAGUUGCUUAAGCCUUGUG